Messenger RNA from Capsella rubella, 668 nucleotides. Its product is annotated as CLAVATA3/ESR (CLE)-related protein 46. NCBI's taxonomy places the organism in Eukaryota, Viridiplantae, Streptophyta, Magnoliopsida, Brassicales, Brassicaceae. Bases 12 to 242 code for a protein of 76 amino acids. The transcript is spliced from 3 exons. The record is from RefSeq and is a predicted model, not a curated record.
CUAAAAAAACUAUGAAAAAACAUGAUAUCAUCAUCAAGCUUCUCCUUAUCAUCUGCCUCUUUCUCAGUCAAAUCCUGACUCGGGAAUGCCGAGAAGUCCAUUUCAAGAUUGGACCUCUAAAGAUCAUCACAAAACCGAAUUACGGUAGUAUGAUACCAAAUCGGGUCGAAGAAAAAAAGUUGCAUAAGCACCCAUCCGGACCUAACCCAACAGGAAAUCGCCACCCACCGGUCAACCCUUGACUCAAUAUCAGCACAAAUGUCGACACCAAAAGAGUCUUAUAAGUCAAUGUCUAAUAAAUCUCGUCAGAAGAUGUAAUAAGGAGUGAAGCAGCUUAUAAGAGGGAGUGUUACUUACAAGUUACAGAUCCAAUGUGUGUGUGAAACAUAUGUACUCUAAUAGACUAUAUAUAUUAAUUCGGUGAAAAUAAAAACAAGAGAAGAGGCCUUAAUUAUAAGCACAGCCUCUAAGUUGCUACCAUAAGUCCAUAACAGAGCCAUCUUAACGGAGCAAGACAUGUGAAACGAGCUGAGAUUUUGAAGCAGAGCAUUUUUCUUAUUAUUGAGAAUAACUGUGGGAUUCCACAUUCGAUAUGUUUCUAUUUCCUCAGCAUAUGUUAUAGUGAACUUGAAAAUUUUGUUUUGUUUUUCAUAAAGAGUUUUCAGUAU